This is a messenger RNA of Aspergillus caelatus, 867 nucleotides long. Its product is annotated as RTA1 domain-containing protein. NCBI's taxonomy places the organism in Eukaryota, Fungi, Ascomycota, Eurotiomycetes, Eurotiales, Aspergillaceae. The transcript is spliced from 3 exons. Gene Ontology annotation, cellular component: membrane. The record is from RefSeq and is a predicted model, not a curated record. The coding region runs from base 1 to 867 and encodes 288 amino acids.
AUGACACCACUACAACCACGAGACGGCUUUAAACUGUUCUACUAUGACCCAUCCCUUGCAGCAGCAGUAAUCUUCAUAAUAUGUUUUCUGGCAACCACAAUAUUACAUACGUACCAGCUUUUUCGAACACGAACGUGGUUUUUCAUACCGUUCCUGUUGGGUGGUUACUUUGAAUGGAUAGGAUAUGUUGCACGUGCCGUGGCCUGUAACCAAACGCCCAACUGGACACUUGGGCCGUACAUCGUACAAGCCGUCCUGACUCUAGUGGCACCAGCCUUGUUCGCAGCCAGCAUCUACAUGGAACUGGGCAGAAUGAUUGUCGUUUUAGGCGCAGAAAAGCACAGUAUGAUCCGCGUCAAAUGGAUGACCAAGAUCUUCGUGGCGGGAGAUGUCCUGUCCUUCCUUAUGCAAUCCGCCGGAGCCGGAAUGAUGGGCGUAAAAUCCAAGAUUGCUGAGAAUGGACCGAAUAUUAUCGUCGGCGGUCUUGUCGUCCAAAUUAUUUUCUUCGGCUUCUUCAUGAUAUCAUCUGCAGUCUUUCAUAUGCGUAUGAACCGUGAUCCUGUAUCGGAUGGCGGUGCUGGCUUCAAUUGGCGACGACUUCUUUAUGCGCUCUAUGGUGCUAGUGCUCUUAUUCUCAUUCGGUCCAUCUUCCGUCUUAUCGAAUAUGCGCAGGGAAAUGGUGGAUACUUGGUGGCUCAUGAGUGGUUCAUGUAUAUUUUUGAUGCGUUAUUGAUGUUUGGAACGAUGUUGAUCUUCCAUGUCGAGCAUCCUAGUGAGCUGAAUGCGUGGUUGAAAGGCAGCGGCGUUGUUUGUAGGGGUAUAAUCCGGUUUGAGAGGAUUGGGGGGAGUGGCAUGAUGAUGUCCUAG